AUGGCGGGGAUGGCGGAGGCCGUGGCGAAGGAGCGGGCGGCGGCGGCGGGCGCGGGGCGGCACGGCCAUGCCGUGCCCUACCUGGGGCAGCACUUCGGGGCGCUGCGCCGGGAGUGCCUGGAGGAGGGGCGGCUCUUCCAGGACCCCUCCUUCCCCGCCGGCCCCGCCGCCCUCGGCUACCGAGAGCUGGGACCCCGCUCCGCCAAGACGCAGGGCGUCGUCUGGCGCAGACCCACGGAGCUGUGUUCCAGCCCCCAGUUCAUAGCAGGUGGAGCCACUCGCACUGACAUCUGCCAAGGGGCCUUAGGGGACUGUUGGCUCUUGGCUGCCAUUGCUUCUCUCACCCUAAAUGAAGAAAUUUUGGCCCGUGUUGUUCCCAAAGACCAAAGCUUCCAGGAUAAAUAUGCGGGAAUUUUCCAUUUCCAGUUCUGGCAGUACGGGGAGUGGGUGGAUGUGGUGGUGGACGACAGACUGCCCACCAAGAACGGGGAGCUGCUCUUCGUGCACUCGGCGGAGGGCAGCGAGUUCUGGAGCGCGCUGCUGGAGAAGGCCUAUGCCAAGCUGAAUGGAUCGUAUGAGGCUCUUUCUGGUGGCACCACCACCGAAGGUUUCGAGGACUUCACCGGUGGAAUUGCAGAAUGGUAUGAGCUGCGGACGGCACCUCCCAACCUCUUCAAAAUCAUUCAGAAGGCCCUUCAGAAAGGCUCUCUCCUUGGCUGCUCCAUUGAUAUCACCAGUGCGGCAGAGACAGAGGCAGUCACUUCCCAGAAGCUGGUGAAGGGACACGCGUACUCGGUCACGGGGGCAGAGGAGGUGAACUUCCGAGGAACAGUGCAGAAGCUGAUCAGAAUCCGAAAUCCCUGGGGCGAAGUGGAGUGGACUGGGAAAUGGAACGACAACUGCCCAAACUGGAGUGGCGUUGACCCUGAGGUGCGGGAGCGGCUGACCAGGAGACAUGAAGAUGGGGAAUUUUGGAUGGCGUUCAACGACUUCUUGAGGCAUUACUCCCGCCUGGAGAUCUGCAACCUGACUCCAGACACCCUGGCAAGUGACAGGUACAAGAAGUGGAGCCUGCUGAAGCUGGAUGGGAACUGGAGGCGAGGAGCCACUGCAGGGGGUUGCAGGAAUUACCCAAACACUUUCUGGACAAAUCCACAGUAUUUAAUCAAGCUGGAGGAAGAAGAUGAGGAUCCUGAUGAUCCUGAGGGGGGCUGCACUUUCCUCAUUGGGCUGAUUCAGAAGCACCGGCGGAAGCAGAGGAAGAUGGGAGAGGACAUGCACACCAUUGGCUUUGCAAUUUAUGAGGUGCCCCCAGAGUUUUCUGGCCAGACGAAUAUUCAUCUGAGCAAAAACUUUUUCCUGACCAACAAAGCAAGAGAAAAAUCAAACACCUUUAUCAACCUCCGGGAAGUGCUGAACCGGUUCAAGCUCCCUGCAGGAGAAUAUAUCAUUGUGCCCUCCACCUUUGAACCCAACAAGAACGGGGAUUUCUGUCUGCGGGUCUUCUCUGAAAAAAACGCAAACUCCACGGUGAUAGAUGAUGAAAUUGAGGCCAAUUUUGAAGAGACCGAGAUCAGUGAAGAUGACAUCGAACCCAACUUUAAAAGGCUUUUUGGACAGCUAGCAGGAAAUGAUGCAGAGAUCUCAGCCUUUGAACUGCGCAGCAUCUUGAAUAAAAUCAUGGCUAAACGCCAAGAUAUUAAAUCAGAUGGCUUUAGUGUUGAGACAUGCAAAAUAAUGGUUGACCUGUUAGAUAAUGAUGGGAGUGGUAAACUGGGACUGAAGGAGUUCUACACCCUCUGGACAAAGAUUCAGAAAUACCAGAAAAUUUACAGGGAAAUUGAUGUGGAUCGAUCCGGUACCAUGAACUCCUACGAGAUGAGGAGGGCGCUGGAAGCAGCAGGGUUCAAAUUGAACUGCCAGUUACAUCAGAUCAUUGUGGCUCGAUUUGCUGACGAAGACCUCAUCAUUGACUUUGAUAACUUCGUCCGGUGUUUGAUUCGGCUUGAAACCUUGUUCAAAAUGUUUAAAAAACUGGAUACUGAGAAAACUGGAACAAUAGAGUUGAACCUUGUUAAUUGGCUGUGCUUUACUGUCAUUUGAGCCACUGGCAUCAGCUUGAGACCUCAAAAAGAGCAUGACCAGGUGAAGAUAAUCAAGCUAUGUACAAGUAAUAUCCUAACAUGAAUGUGCCUUAACUUACACAUAGCAAAUUUUGCACGCUAUUGCAAGAAGGAAAGCAUUCUACUUCAACAAGAAGAAUUUGGAACCUCAUUUUUAUGGCUCUGACAGUCUUUAGCUACUCUUAUAGACCCUCUGGACAAGGGCCUUAAUUUAAUAUUAAUCCUCAGUGCAACUUCUGAAAAUACUGCUUUGCUAAUAUAUUUGUCUUUAAGGUGUUUUACAGGACUCCUGGAAGAAAGCUCAUUAUAGCUUGACAGUGGUUUAAUAAGUGCUUUUUGAAUAACAGCUCCACUCCAUCCUCCGUAUCUGAAAUUAGAAAAGGGAUAGUAUUGCAUAUCUUAUCUAAACACCUGUAAUCAGAGACAGAGGGUCCCUUGUAUGCCUUCUGUCAAGCCCCAGUGUUAUUCUAGUUAAAUAUUCUUUGAAGAAUUUGAAUAGCAAGUACAGGUUUGACCAAACAGAAAGACAAGUCUUUCCCUCCUCACCACUGAUGUGCCUGAAACAGGAGGCUGUUGGCAACAAGACUCUUCCAAGAGAAAGCCCAUCCUCUCAGGUGGAAUCUUGAGUUCCUGUAUCUUAUUUAUCUUCCUUUGAAAUGCAAGAAAGUAUUUAAAUAAAAAGAGUAUAAAUAAAGUUUGCGAGACUUAUUUCUGCUGCAACUAAACACUUUUUUUUUUCUUAGAUAUAGAUCAUCACAGCAC
Messenger RNA from Lepidothrix coronata (blue-crowned manakin), 2885 nucleotides. RefSeq names its product calpain 2 (gene CAPN2). The record is from RefSeq and is a predicted model, not a curated record. NCBI's taxonomy places the organism in Eukaryota, Metazoa, Chordata, Aves, Passeriformes, Pipridae. Gene Ontology annotation, cellular component: cytoplasm. Gene Ontology annotation, biological process: proteolysis. Gene Ontology annotation, molecular function: calcium ion binding; calcium-dependent cysteine-type endopeptidase activity. Bases 1 to 2103 code for a protein of 700 amino acids. The transcript has 21 exons.